Daphnia magna is the source of this 2073-nucleotide messenger RNA. RefSeq names its product CDK5 and ABL1 enzyme substrate 2. The record is from RefSeq and is a predicted model, not a curated record. NCBI's taxonomy places the organism in Eukaryota, Metazoa, Arthropoda, Branchiopoda, Diplostraca, Daphniidae. The coding region runs from base 17 to 1774 and encodes 585 amino acids. Gene Ontology annotation, biological process: regulation of cell cycle. The transcript has 10 exons.
GCCGAGCGCUACUUACAUGCUCUUUAUUGUUUAUAUGGAAGUGUGCUAUCGUUUCUCACAUUCAUUACGUUUUUUCGCAUGUAAGAUGGCUACAUUUUUUUAUAGACAAAAGCAUUCUAGGCGGCGUUUAGCUGCACUGAAUUUUUUGUCAAACAUUUCACUAGAUGGUUCUUUUGAAGAUUCAAAAUGUGCCCCUUCUUCGAAAAUUACCCUGCUAAGUGAUCCACUUGAAAAUGACAGGAACAUAAAAAAAGUACCUAUAAAGGCUAACCAAGCCAGUUUAUCUGUUAAUGACAACCAGAAUUCAGAAAUAGUGUGUACAGUUACGCUGCAAGAAAACAUUUGUGACAAUCAGGUUACAUGUUCAGUAAUGAAAGGUAGCACAUUGUCGAGUGAAGAAAAAACUAAAAUUGAUCAUGCCUUAAUGAAGAUGGAAAAUUCAUCAAAUGCUGUUAGAGAUAGAUCACCUACAUGCAACAGUAUAUUCAAGGGCCAAAAGGGAGCAGCUUUAUCAAAUACAAAUAUUUGUAACUCACCCAUCAUUGCUGGAACAACUUCAUUAGUACCCCACUUGGAAAAGGCUUCAGUUGAUUUUGUUGAGUUUCCUACACCUAGCUAUCUUUUUCCUAAUUCAACACGUAGCAGAAAGAUUUCUAGCAACACAUCAGAGAGUUCAUACUCACCAACAGGAUCAGGUUCAAAGGAGAAAGAAGUAAGGUUCUUAACAUCAGCUUAUGAUUGGUCAAAUCAAAUGACGGAUCAGAGACUAGUUCUGGUUACUUGCAAUUGCUCCCCAGUUGUUCUUUUUUCAACAUUGCCGUUUUCGCGCAUCAGCAAGCUCUCGAGAGGAGAGUUUCGAAGUGAUAGUGGACGUCGAAGACAUCCUUCAUCGAGUACGCGGCCAGUGUCAUCGACAGAUUACCCAGAUCUAUACCAUCUACUCGGUUUGACUAAACCAGGAGACGGACAAGUAGUAUCUUACUGUCAGAUGUUGGUGCCUUCUGGGUACGCUGGUCGUGAACUUAUUACCCCUCGAAGGUUUCAUGUUACGGAAGGCAGUCACUUUGAAAAUGACCGUGCAAGUAAGGUCUCAACUGUAUUAUUCCGAUCUCAUGAUCGCCCAAACCAUAUGCGACCAUCCUCACCCCUCCAAAUGAUGGAAAACAUGAAGAUUGACAAUGAGGAAUUGGGUAUUCAGACAUCUUUUUCAAAUCUUGGUCAUUUCGGAUAUCAUCCCAGUCUUUUGGAUGACCCUGAAUUGAUCGCUGGUAAACAUAGUACAAGAAUAGCACUGCUCACCUUUUCGUCAUACAUGACUUCGGUAAUCGACUACGUCAAACCAUCUGAUCUUAAAAAAGAACUUAACGACAAAUUUCGCGAAAAGUUUCCUCAUAUCCAUCUGACAUUGAGUAAAAUUAGGAGCCUUAAACGAGAAAUGCGAAAAGUGGCAAAACAGGAUAGUGGAACAGGAACCGAUCUUCUUACAGUUGCCCAAUCAUAUGUGUUUUUUGAAAAACUUGUUUUACGUGGACUUGUGCAUAAAGGAAAUCGCAAGUUGUGUGCUGGCGCUACGCUUCUAUUGUCGGCGAAAAUGAAUGAUGUGAAAGGAGACUCACUAAAAACACUUAUUGAGGAAAUUCAGAACAAUUUUCGCAUCAGCAGGCGAGAACUGUUUGCAUCAGAAUUCGCAGUGCUUGUUGCUCUCGAGUUCAGCUUACACUCACCAACUUGGGAAAUUUUUUCACAUUAUCAGCGGCUUUUAUACGAUUCGUAAUUUAAGCCCCGGAAAUUACUUCUAAUGACGAGUUUUUCCUUCUGUAACGCUUUAGGAUUUAAAAAUCCUGAAUAUGCAACAUGCAAAUUUCAAGUGUGAAUAGUAUGAUCUCAUUACAGCUGGGCAAAUGAAAUGCGGCCCUGCCGCUACAAAAUCAUCGACCGUUUUGCUUUCCAACACAUGUAUCAUACCUAUGAAUUUACGUUAUAACUUAAAUGUGACUACCUACUUUUCUAUCUGUAGUCUUAUUUCAACCAGUACGAAAUGGUAUUCUCAAAUAGAAAGUGGCAGCUCCAGAA